GUAGGAAGCAGAAAUACAAACCGUUUACAUUGUGAGGACAGACUCGCUUACUUACACAGCAUCACCCCGAACUGUAGAACUGAGACAGAAUUAAAACAAAAAAAUAUACACCAAAUGUCACAUCUUUCAAUUUGUCAGGGCUAUACCUGCAACAUCACAUUUCAGGUCACUUUACCUGAAUCCGUUCACCUGAGCACACCUGAGCACACCUGCCUACCUGCGACAGGACGAUCAACCAUCAACAAGGGGCCACUGCAACCAGGAGAGAGGAGCUUCACAAAGCGUUAAGGGCAUCUCUCUUAUUUGACUGGAGACCCAGGGCACAGUAAGAUGGCUUCAGCAGCAGCCUGGCUGUGGAUACUCUCCGUCGCUGCACAGCAAGCUUGGAGUACCUCCCUGCCCAUGAAGCCAGCGAUGAACUUCACCUUGCAGGGAUUCCCAGCGGCUUACCUGAGGACUGCAGAGAGACUGGUGUCCCAAUGUUUUGGAAACGAUAACAGCAUUCCUCAGAGACUGGCAGACCUCCUGGGCAGCUCCACGGUGCUGUUUGAGAACAUGACACGCCCCCUCCCUGUCUUCCUGCCGCCCCUCCCUCUGCUCAACGGCAUGAUCUUCAUGAACAAGGCUGACGAGGAUUUCUUCCGCUCUCUGGAGAUGCUGAGAAACAUAUCGGGUGAUGUCCCUUCAUUCUCUCCUGUGCCCCCUGCACAGCAUGGCUGCCCCCCUGGCCUGGUCCACUCUGCUGGGUUCUGGCAGAUGGGCGUGUUCAACCAGCACUACGACGUCCUGCCCCCCGGCGACAGAGAGAAGCUCCUCCAUUGGGUGAAGCACUGCGUUGCCAUGGAAAUGUUCAACUGCAGCAUGGGACAGCCAAUGGGGAAACGGAGACCCCCGAGUGAAAUGCCCUCCACGGCUCCGCUGGCUGAAAGCGCACACGAUGGCAGUGCUGGGGCGCUCCUGUCUCUAGUCCCCGCCCUCGGAGCUUGA
This is a messenger RNA of Acipenser ruthenus (sterlet), 987 nucleotides long. RefSeq lists its product as uncharacterized. The transcript has 11 exons. NCBI's taxonomy places the organism in Eukaryota, Metazoa, Chordata, Actinopteri, Acipenseriformes, Acipenseridae. The coding region runs from base 331 to 987 and encodes 218 amino acids. The record is from RefSeq and is a predicted model, not a curated record.